Molecule: messenger RNA, 980 nt
Organism: Manihot esculenta (cassava)
Lineage: Eukaryota; Viridiplantae; Streptophyta; Magnoliopsida; Malpighiales; Euphorbiaceae
Product: methylesterase 3
Exons: 3
Coding region: 53-829 (258 amino acids)
Biological process (GO): jasmonic acid metabolic process; salicylic acid metabolic process
Molecular function (GO): methyl indole-3-acetate esterase activity; methyl salicylate esterase activity; methyl jasmonate esterase activity
Source: RefSeq, a predicted model, not a curated record
GGUCGAAACCAACCUUAAUUAACAGGAGAAAUCGAAGCUGUGGUGAUAGAACAUGGAGGACAGACAAAGGCACUUCGUGUUAGUCCAUGGAGCCUGCCAUGGAGCAUGGAGUUGGUAUAAGGUGGCGACUCUGCUAAAAUCAGCCAAUCACAAAGUUACAGCUUUGGACUUGGCUGCUUCAGGAGUUCACCCAAAGCAGUUAACUGAUCUUCAUUCAUUCUCGGACUAUUAUGAGCCGUUGAUGGAAUUCAUGAAGUCUCUGCCACCAGAAGAGAGGGUGAUUUUAGUAGGUCACAGCAUGGGUGGGCUCAGUAUAUCUGCUGCGAUGGAAAGGUUUCCUGAGAAAAUUUCUGCAGCAGUCUUUGCUACAGCUUUUAUGCCAGGCCCUGACUUCAGUUACAACUCUAUUCGAGAAGAGGUUGAUAGACAACUGGAUUCAUUCAUGGACACACAAUUUACUUUUGCUAACGGACAAAACAACCCUCCAACCUCCAUGUUGUUUGGACCUGACAUCUUGUCAACCAGGCUGUACCAGCUCUCCCCAUCUGAGGAUCUGAUUCUGGCUACAUUGACGAUGAGACCUUUCCCUCUGCAUGAUGAUGGUUCACAAAAUCUAAUGCUCACAAAAGAUAAAUAUGGAUCUGUUACUCGAAUUUACGUUGUGUGUGGCCAAGAUAAGAUAAUAAACGAGGAUGUUCAGAGGUGGAUGAUCCAAAACAAUCCAACUGAUGAGGUUAAGAUUAUUGCUGAUUCUGAUCACAUGGUCAUGUUUUCCAAAUCACAGGAGCUUUGCUCUUGCCUCCUGGAAAUUGCAAGGAAAUACCUGUGAAUUCAAAAACUUGCUUAUUGUGGUAACUUCCGCUGGCUUGUUGAUGCAGAAUGAGAAUAGAAUAAAGCAUGGAAGCAGAAUGAGAAAAGAAUAAAGCAUGGAAAUGUAGUAACUUAGAACAUCUUUUAAUAAUAUUAUCAAUUAUUGCUCA